GUGAUGAUAAGAGAACAUCAGCUACAGCAUCAUUUUCAUGUUUGCAGCCGCUGAGUGCAGACAGGUGCAUCUCUGACGUCCUGCUGAUCCAUCGCAGCAUCUCUGCUCCUGAUCCAGGUAUGGCACACUCCGAGGAUGAGUACGACUCUGUGAAUGUGGUGGAGCUCAGUGCCGCCAGCCUCCGCCGCCACCCAGACUGAGCCAGGGGCCGCGGCGUAUCGGGGCGGCUCAGACCCUGCUCCUCCUGCUGGUGAGCGUGGUGUUGUGUGCCAUGGCCAUUAAAGCCAUCGUCUACCUUCUCUACCAACCUGGAUCUGUUCCCUCCACUCCGUCCCCUGAGCUCGUCGGAGGUGAAAAUCUUCCUUCCCCCAGUACACAGCCCAGUUUUCAUAUGCCAGGAUCCAAACCAGCUGCACUUCUGACAGAUGGACCAGAUGUAGCUCAUGGACCACAGAUCAUGGCCUGGAGCACGGAUCACAUCCCUCUCCUCCAUGAAAUGGACUACAAAAAUGGCAACCUGCUCAUUCAGAGGGAUGGUGUUUACUAUGUCUAUUCAAAGGUUCACUUCUUAGACAGCGGCAAAUUUUACCAUUCUCUCGUUUGGUUUUCCACAGCAUAUCCAAGAAGUGUUACCCUCCUGACGUCCAGGAAAUCCUCCCCACGGUCAAAUAAAACAACAUCCAGCACUUUCCUGGGUGGAGUGUUUGCGUUCCAUAAAGACGAUGCUCUUCAUGGGAAAGUCAGCAACACCACAAAAAUUAAGAGACUUGGACCUUUUGAGAAUGUGUUUGGUGCAUAUAUGAUAUAAAUAUCCCACUGAUCACCAUCAUCUGAUGUUCAUAUUGCUACUGCUGUUUCUUUACUGCAGACUGUUCAUGUCAUUGUGUUGUUUUAAGAGCUCACACCUUGAUGCAUCUAAUAAUCUAAUGAUACAAUAAUAUAUAAUAAUG
Molecule: messenger RNA, 950 nt
Organism: Lates calcarifer (barramundi perch)
Lineage: Eukaryota; Metazoa; Chordata; Actinopteri; Centropomidae
Product: tumor necrosis factor ligand superfamily member 14
Exons: 4
Coding region: 272-808 (178 amino acids)
Biological process (GO): immune response
Cellular component (GO): membrane
Molecular function (GO): tumor necrosis factor receptor binding
Source: RefSeq, a predicted model, not a curated record